Molecule: messenger RNA, 608 nt
Organism: Spodoptera frugiperda (fall armyworm)
Lineage: Eukaryota; Metazoa; Arthropoda; Insecta; Lepidoptera; Noctuidae
Gene: RpL27
Product: 60S ribosomal protein L27
Exons: 3
Coding region: 168-572 (134 amino acids)
Biological process (GO): translation
Cellular component (GO): cytosolic large ribosomal subunit; ribosome
Molecular function (GO): structural constituent of ribosome
Source: RefSeq, a predicted model, not a curated record
UAUAUGAACAUUUUUUUAUUUUUAGUAAUAUUAUUUUUUCGCUAUCCUACGCGUUUUGACAAUAAUCAUAACGCGGUCAGGAAAUGUCACUGUCAAAGAGAGAUCUUUUUUCCUCUAGCAACACAGUUUCUUUUUCAGUCGACGGGUAAAGGGAAUAUCCACCCAAAAUGGGUAAGAUUAUGAAACCAGGAAAAGUGGUGCUGGUCCUCAGUGGCCGGUACGCGGGCCGCAAGGCGAUCGUGGUCAAAAACUACGACGAAGGCACCUCAGACAAGCCUUACGGACACGCUUUCGUCGCCGGCAUCGACAGGUAUCCCCGUAAAGUGCACAAGAGGAUGGGCAAAAACAAAAUCCACAAGCGAUCCAAAGUAAAGCCUUUCGUCAAGGUUGUCAACUACAAUCACUUGAUGCCCACUCGCUACUCAGUUGACUUCAGCUUCGACAAGUUCAGCGCAAAGGACCUGAAAGACCCCGCCAAGCGCAAGAAGCUCCGUUUCAACACAAGAGUGCGCUUCGAAGAGAGAUACAAGAGCGGAAAGAACAAGUGGUUCUUCCAGAAGCUUAGGUUCUAAGUAAUUUUAAAAAAUAAAACAUUACAUUCGUAAUGA